GCUUCCGGAAAGGGCUCGGAGUUUCCCGUCCGGCCUCCAUCGCCACUCCUUCACCCCCCGGGCUUCUGGGCCACAGAACCCAAAAUAAAAGCCCAGCUAUGAGUCUGCCUUUCCACGUCCGCCUAAAGUACAGUUGAGGACAAGACAGUGGAAGCAAUGCGGUGCCAAGGGCGGAGACGGGAGCCGUACUGGUGGGGCAGGAAGAGGCCAGGCUCCCGCCAGGGGCACGGAGGCUCCGCCCCCUUGCGUCACUUCCGUAAACAAAAGGAGUUGUGGCGGCGCUGGGUCCGGGAUGUGACCCCGGCUCUAGCUGCAGCAGUAGCGUCGGCGGCUGCAGCUGCGGCACUGACUUCGGAGACUCCGGGGUCUUUGCAGGUUGAGGAAGAGAACCCCCAUCCUCUCCUUCCUCAGGUCAUAAGAAGCUGGCCUUGGUGCAAUAAGGAACUUAGAGCAAUGGAGGAGCGGAAAGUGAAGAGGAGGAGUCCUAAGUCUUUUAGUGCCCACUCUACUCAGAUUGCUAGUGCCAAAAAAAAUGCCAUUCCAGUUAGUAAAAGCACAGGGUUUUCAAAUCCUGCAUCACAGUCAACUUCACAACGACCAAAGUUAAAAAGAGUGAUGAAAGAAAAGACCAGACCUCAGGGUGGAGAAGGAAAAGGUGCACAGCCUGCUCCCAUUCAGCACUCUUUUCUCACCGAUGUCUCAGAUGUUCAAGAAAUGGAGAGAGGGCUUCUCAGCCUUUUGAAUGAUUUCCACUCUGGAAAACUUCAAGCAUUCGGAAAUGAAUGUUCCAUCGAACAGAUGGAGCAUGUUCGGGGAAUGCAGGAGAAAUUAGCUCGCUUGAAUUUGGAGCUCUAUGGGGAGUUAGAGGAACUUCCUGAGGAUAAAAGAAAAACAGCCAGUGACUCCAAUCUAGACAGGCUUCUGUCUGAUUUAGAAGAACUGAAUUCUUCCAUUUGAACAAGGAAACAUGAUAGAAUACAAGAGCAUGGGCUUUGGAUUGCUUGGUUUCAAAUCUUGGUAAGCAGGUGUGUAACCUUGAACAAAGUUUGGCAACCCUAGUUUCCUCAUUUGUAAUAAUUGUUCUCUCUGUAUUCAGACUUUCCCUCCUAAUUUCCCUUUCUGUCAUCAGUUGCUUCUAUUAUUUCAGUCUCCAAGAUUAUUUAAAUUCCUCCUAUGACUAUAUCAGACAUUGCUACUUAACCAUGGCACUAUCUGCCAUUGAGCCUGGAUGUGGGCAGGAAAUUAUUUGCCAUUUCUUAAUUACAGUUAGUUGUCAGGCAUCAUCAAUUCUGCCUUUUAUUCUUCCUUCAUUCCCUACCCUCAUCACUUUAUUCCAUAACCUUUCAAAUUUCUUCUGUUCCAACCCUGGAGCUGCCAUACUGUCCAAUAUGGUAGCCACUAGCCAUGUAGCUACUGAGCAUGUGAAAUGUGGCUAAUAUAAAUGGAAAUGUGCUAGAACUAUAAUUUGUACACUGAUUUCAAAGAUUUAGCAUGAAAAAAUGUAAAAUAUCUCAAUAUUUUUAUAAUGAUUAUGCUGAUAGUUUUUUGAUAUAUUAGUGUAAAUUAAAUAUAUUUUUGAAAUUAUA
Canis lupus familiaris (dog) is the source of this 1586-nucleotide messenger RNA. RefSeq names its product coiled-coil domain containing 28A (gene CCDC28A). The coding region runs from base 157 to 957 and encodes 266 amino acids. The transcript is spliced from 6 exons. Lineage: Eukaryota; Metazoa; Chordata; Mammalia; Carnivora; Canidae. The record is from RefSeq and is a predicted model, not a curated record.